Molecule: messenger RNA, 1980 nt
Organism: Hermetia illucens (black soldier fly)
Lineage: Eukaryota; Metazoa; Arthropoda; Insecta; Diptera; Stratiomyidae
Gene: kermit
Product: PDZ domain-containing protein GIPC3
Exons: 5
Coding region: 815-1855 (346 amino acids)
Molecular function (GO): protein binding
Source: RefSeq, a predicted model, not a curated record
GGUGAUUCCGCCGUUCGCAGUGGCUAGCAUGGCUUGAGCGCCGGGAAGCAGCGGGUUCCGGUGCAGGUUAUACAGGUACCGUAGUAACGAGCAAGUAGCUGCCUAACAAGCUUCGAGCGACUCGUUGCGCGAGCACUGAACUCGUGAUCGACGGCCCCACACAGCCCCACAUUGCACUGCACUCGUACUCACGUCUCAGGUGUUGCUAGUGCGCGAUCGUAGGUACCCGCUUGAACGUUUUUUCACCUGGGAAAGAAUCGAAUCGCGUUUCCACCGGUUGACUUAAAUGUCAGCUAUCGUCUCGGUUCACUUCUCGUCGUCAGUGCCCGUACAAGUUCUGACGACUGCAAAUUAGUUUUUCCCAUCGGAAUCGCCUCCCUUACUUUCUUCGACCCGCAAAGAAAAUAUCCAGUGAAAAUUUCUUCAAGAUAGAAAUCCAAGUGCUCCAGAGUCAAGCUCGAUUAUAGUGACCCCGGAAGCUAACGAAAAUUCUCAGUUUCCAAACGCACAAUGUGACGUGGUCUGAACUCGACUGAGAGACGGAAGAAAAAAAAUCGCAAGCUGAUCCAGAAAAUUCAUAGAAAAAAAUUGAAUAAUAAGAAAAUUUAUCUGCACGGCAAUAGUGAAUAAAAAAUUUUAUCUCCGCUCGACUGUAGUUUCUGCCGACUUCCCUCGCUCGAAUCGUGCCCGAUAACGUCUUAUCUUCAGCAGUGAAUCUUUGCUGAGGUGUACAGCCCAAGACGAUCGUCGCGACAUCAGUGAGUGCUCUUUUUCAGUUCGUGAAUACAAUUGCUAAUAUCCCGUGAAAACCGUGAUGCCGCUGUUUAACAAGAAGCCUCUAGGAAAGCCUGGAAACGACAGCACCGUCCCAGCCCGUGUCCCGCCGCCACCGUACGACAACAAUAAUGUGAAGUCAGGAGGUCCUCCUCCAUCGAUCCCGACGAACGGGUCGGCCCCCAUUCCUCCGGAAAAACGCUCAUCCAAUGCUCAUUACGAGUCGAACGUUACGAAACCUCAAUUGGUUUUCCAUUGCCAGCUUGCUCAUGGGAGUCCCACGGGACUAAUUACCGGCUUUUCCAGCGUGCGUGAGCUGUACCAGAAAAUUGCGGAAUGCUACGAGUUCCCGGUUGAUGAGAUCCUCUUCUGCACGCUGAACUCACACAAAGUUGAUAUGACAAAACUACUCGGCGGACAAAUCGGACUCGAUGAUUUUAUUUUCGCUCAUAGAAAAGGUCGUCCCAAGGAAAUAGAAAUCAUUAAAUCCGAAGACGCCCUAGGUUUAACCAUAACAGACAAUGGCGCUGGUUAUGCAUUUAUCAAAAGGAUAAAAGAAGGCAGUGUGAUAGACAGGAUUCCUCAUAUUAUGGUUGGUGAUCACAUAGAAAAAUUAAACAAUAUCAACGUAGUUGGCAAAAGACAUUAUGAAGUUGCAAGACUACUGAAAGAUAUCCCAACUGGAUCAACAUUCACACUAAGAUUAAUCGAACCAAUGAAGAGCGGUUUCCAAGGAAUCGGCCCACGCUCCGGCAGUAAAAGUAGUAAAAAAGGUUAUGGAAGUGGAAAGGAAACGUUACGAUUCAAAGCAAACGGUGAUGCAGCAAUCGAGGAUAAACAUGACGAAGCGACGGAAACUGCAAUAGAUGCAAUCAAUACCCUCCUAGACUCAUUCAUGGGAAUCAAUGAUGCCGAACUCGCCACACAAAUAUGGGAUCUUGGUGCAGAUAAAACAAACUCAAUGGACUUUGCGGAAGCUAUCGACAAUUCGGAUUUAGAGGCCUUUGGUUUUACCGACGAUUUUAUCAUUGAAUUAUGGGGUGCUAUAACCGACGCAAGACAGGGCCGAUGUAAAAAAUAAACUAGUUGAAAUAUUAAACUAUUACUGCUACUAUUUCCUUAGAUAUAUAAAUUUAUAAGCAAUUAUUAAUUAAGAAAAAGUAAGUUUGGAAAAAAAAUCGCAAAUAAAAACUUAAUUCAACUUCA